Arabidopsis lyrata subsp. lyrata is the source of this 1637-nucleotide messenger RNA. RefSeq lists its product as uncharacterized. The coding region runs from base 584 to 1540 and encodes 318 amino acids. NCBI's taxonomy places the organism in Eukaryota, Viridiplantae, Streptophyta, Magnoliopsida, Brassicales, Brassicaceae. The record is from RefSeq and is a predicted model, not a curated record. Gene Ontology annotation, molecular function: DNA binding. The transcript has a single exon. Gene Ontology annotation, biological process: regulation of DNA-templated transcription.
UCUGCGGCUCUGUAUGUUGCAUUAAGCAUUGGUUUUGGACUUUUUGGUUACAUUAUUGAGGUGUUUGAUUCUGUAGGAUAAGAGAAAAUGCAGAAGAGGUGUUAAACAUGAACAAGGCAAAAUAAUGCCAAUUAAGAUCCGUUUAAUAUUCUUGAAGGUGUUUCCAUAAAUUAAGAAUUUUUAUUUUACUGCCUCUAUCAAUAUAAGAUUAUUAACUCAUAUACUAGUUUUUAUUUUACUGCCUCUAUCAACAUAAGGUUAUUAACUCAUAUGUCGACGAAACAACUGUAUAUCGUAUAACUGACACUAAUUUAUUUUAACAAGCUCUUUAAGCACACCAGAAGAAACAAAAAAAAAAGUUUAUUUGAAAAUUUAUCCACAAAAAAGAAAUAAAGAGAGAUCCUCAAGGGUAAAUUGGUUAACACGAAAAUAUGAUGUAACAGUCGCCACUAACAUAAAAGCACAAUUAUUAACAUGAGUCUCUCUUUUUCGUCGCUUCAUCUCCAAGAAACAAAUACGCAUUCUUGCGUUUGAUCUUCUUCUCUCUAGAUCCCAUCUUUUUCUUGAUCGAAUUACUUUCAUUAUGGAAGACGACGCAGCUUUUGAUCUAAUCAAAGCCGAACUGUUAAAUGCAGAAGACGAGGUAAUAAUCUUACGUUAUCUGAAGCGUAUGAUCGUUAACGGAGAUUCUUGGCCUGAUCACUUCAUCAAAGACGCAGACGUGUUCAACAAGAAUCCAAAUGUGGUGUUCGAUGCUGAGAGCCCUAGCUUCGUGAUCGUUAAACCACGAACAGAGAUUUGUGGUGGAACCGAUGGAUGUGAAUCUGGUUGCUGGAGGAUCAUGGGUCGUGAGAAACUGAUAAAAUCGAAGAAGACUGGGAAGAUUCUAGGGUUCAAGAAGAUUCUCAAGUUCUGCCUAAAGAGGAAACCUAGAGAAUACAAGAGAAGUUGGGUAAUGGAAGAGUAUAGGCUUACCAAUAACUUGAACUGGAAGCAAGAUCAUGUGAUUUGUAAGAUUCGAUUUUUGUUUGAAUCCGAAAUUAGUUUCGUGCUAGCCAAGCAUUUCUACACUACAUCAGAAUCACUUCCUCGUAAUGAGCUGUUGCCAGCUUAUGGAUUCCUUUCAUCAGAUAAACAAGUAGAGGAUAUAUCUUAUCUGGUGACGAUCAUGACUUCUGAAGGAUUAAACGAUUGGCCUAGCUACGUUACCAACGACGUGUAUUGCCUGCAUCCACUGGAGCUUGCGGAUCUUCAAGAUCGGAUGUUUCAUAUUUACGGAACCCUUAUCUUCUCUAACAAGACUUGUGGUAAAACCGAUAGAUGCAAUGGUGGUUACUGGAGGAUCUUGCACCGUGAUAAGCUGAUCAAGUCAAAGUCCGGGAAGACCAUUGGUUUCAAGAAGGUUUUUAAGUUCUAUGAAACGGAGAAGGAAAGAUACUUUUGUGAUGAAGAAGAUGUGAAGAUAACUUGGACUAUAGAAGAGUAUAGGCUUAACGUGAAGCAGAAUAAAUUCGUGUGCGUUAUCAAAGUUUACUUAUGAUAACUAGGGACCUUUACUUCGGAUUUUGGUAUCAACUUAGUAUCUUCUGAACAUCUUUCUCUUUAAAACAUCUAUAGAUUCAUGAGUCUUUCUGUUU